AUGAGACCUCCGUACUACAGUUUCAUUUUCUUUUCUGAUGAUUUAUUACAUUUAUCUCUUACAACAAAUGAGACCACGGUACUUCAGUUUCAUUUUGUCGUUCCUGAUGAUUUAUUACCUUCAUCUGUUACAACAAAUGAGACCACGGUACUUCAGUUUCAUUUUGUCUUUCCUUGUGAUUUAUUACCUUCAUCUCUUAAAACAAAUGUGAUCACCGUACUUCAGUUUCAUUUUGUCUUUCCUGAAGAUUCAUUACCUUCAUAUGUUACAACAAAUGAGACCACCGUACUUCAGUUUCAUUUUGUCUCUCCUGAUGAUUUAUUACCUUCAUUUCUUACAACAAGUGAGAUAUCCGUAUAUCAGAUUCAUUUUGUCGUUUUUGUUGAAUUCUUGCCCUCGUUUUUUUUAUUCUGUGAGAUCUUUCCUCUUCCUUGUUCAUUUCUAACCCUCUUCUUCCCUGUGAGAUCUUUGAAACGAAGGCUCAUUUUGCCUGCGUCUUCCAAUUCUUAUACAUGUUUCUUUAAUCUGCGGCUCUUGAGUUUGAUUUUGUUCAAUCUGUUCAUUUGUGCUUUUGUUAUCUUGAACCGCAAUAUUCUUUGUUCUUCUACUAUUUCGACUAAUCUCUGCAUCUCUUUCACAAUAGCAGCAGGUAAGUUUCUUCCAAGAUGGAAUUUUUUUUUCUUGGGUGGCAUACUUCACAGUUCAAUUAUUAUACCUGUUCUAUCUAUCUAUCUAUCUAUCUAUCUAUCUAUCUAUCUAUCUAUCUAUCUAUCUGUUAUGCCUACAUUAAAUAUAUGUGAUAAUCUAUCUAUCUAUCUAUCUAUCUAUCUAUCUAUCUAUCUAUCUAUCUAUCUAAGAUUCAACCUGCAAUACAUAUAUGUGUUCUAUCUAUUUAUCUAUCUACUACCGAGCUCGCUACCUAGCUGCUAUCUGUCUAUCUAUCUAUCUCUCUGGAUGAUUUUUAUCAAUUCUUCAAUCUAUCUAUCUAUCUAUCUAUCUAUCUAUCUAUCUAUCUAUCUAUCUUCAAACACUUAA
Molecule: messenger RNA, 1035 nt
Organism: Acanthosepion pharaonis
Lineage: Eukaryota; Metazoa; Mollusca; Cephalopoda; Sepiida; Sepiidae
Source: the annotation of a GenBank genome assembly